Molecule: messenger RNA, 882 nt
Organism: Emys orbicularis (European pond turtle)
Lineage: Eukaryota; Metazoa; Chordata; Testudines; Emydidae
Product: sulfotransferase 2B1-like
Exons: 7
Coding region: 1-882 (293 amino acids)
Biological process (GO): sulfation
Cellular component (GO): cytoplasm
Molecular function (GO): sulfotransferase activity
Source: RefSeq, a predicted model, not a curated record
AUGGCAGUGGAGUACGUCACAUACCAGGGCAUCAAGUUCCCCCCUGCGUAUAACUCUGAGCAGAGCCUGCACUUUGCCCACAAGGAGUUCCAGGUGCAGGACGAUGAUGUCUUCAACGUCACCUACCCCAAAUCAGGCACAGUGUGGAUGAUUGAGAUCUUGAGCCUGAUUCGCAGUGGCGGGGACCCAGCCUGGAACCGAGCCGUCCUCAACUCCAACCGCGUGCCCUGGUUCACUACCCGUCUGGGGCUGGAGUCUGCACUGAGCUACCCCCGACCCCGCCUGCUGACCUGCCACCUCCCCGUCCAGCUCUUCCCCACAUCCUUCUUUGGCUCCAGGGCCAAGGUGGUCUACACACUCCGCAAUCCCAAGGACGUCCUGGUCUCCUAUUUCUAUUUCUCCAAGAUGUGCAGCUCAUACAAGGACCCUGAGUCCUUCAAGCAGUUCCUGCAGGACUUUCUGAGCGGGGAUGUGCCCCACGGGUCCUGGUUUGAUCAUGUCAGAGGCUGGAUGGAAAUGAAGGGCAAAGAGAAUUUCUUCUUCAUCACUUACGAAGAGCUGCAGCAGUGUGGGGGGCUGUGCCAGGACCUGAGGGGCAGCGUGCGGCAACUCUGCCAAUUUCUGGAGCAGGAGCUGGAUGAUGGAGCUAUCAACUCGGUGGUGGAGAAUGCAUCCUUCAGGGCCAUGAAAGAGAACAAGAUGUGCAACUCGACGCUGCUCCCCAGGGACAUUAUGGAUCAGGAGAAGGGCACGUUCCUGAGGAAGGGCAUUUGUGGGGACUGGAAGAACCAUUUCACGGUGGCACAGAGCGAGGCCUUCGACAGGAUCUACCAGGACCGGAUGGGGGGGCUGACGGAGGCGUUCCCAUGGGAUUCACACUAG